Messenger RNA from Glycine soja, 507 nucleotides. RefSeq names its product protodermal factor 1-like. The record is from RefSeq and is a predicted model, not a curated record. The transcript has 3 exons. NCBI's taxonomy places the organism in Eukaryota, Viridiplantae, Streptophyta, Magnoliopsida, Fabales, Fabaceae. Bases 58 to 507 code for a protein of 149 amino acids.
UAUAUACCUUUUUUUCUUUCUCUUUCCGAGAGUGUUCUAAUUAAGCAGUGAGUAAUAAUGGAGAGGAAAAUGCACAAUCCUACUUCUUCCACAGUGUUGACAAUAUUGCUACUUGGAGUGCUUUCUCAAAACCUUGUCGUCCCUGUAACAUGCACUCCCACCUCCUCACCAACUCCCUUCACUGGAACAAGCUACUAUUGGAGCAGUAACCCAGGAAGGAUAAAGGAGGUGCUAGGGUGGGUGGGAACCAUAGGCAGUGCAUUUGGUGUGGGUAGUAGUAAUAAUAAGAUUCCAAGCAAUGUGAGCUUGGUACAUGCACUUUCCAACACUACAAGUGAUGGGCUAGGAGCACUGUGCAGAGAAGGGACAGCUUCCUUUCUCAACUCCUUGGUCAACAACAAGUUCCCUUAUACAACCCCACAAGUCAGAGACACUUUUGUAGGAUCUCUUGUCUCAGAUAUCGCUGCAGCAGCACAAGCCAACCUCUUCUUUAAUGGUGUUCUGUGA